CCGCCCCCGCGGGCGGAGCCGGGUCCGGUCGACAAGAUGGCGGCGGGCCUGAGGGCGGUGAGGCGCUGGGGGCUGGCGGCGGCAGCACCACCCCGCCUUGCUUUUACUCGUUCUGCGUUUGUUGUGAAAAAAGCGAAUAAUGCCCAACCAAACUGGCUGGGAGUUGGCUUGGCGUUUGGCACCAGUGCUGCCUUGUGGGCUUUUCUUGUCAAGCAGCACAAUGACGAUGUGAUGGAAUAUGAGAGAAGAAAACAAGCAAGAGGACAUAAGUGUACAGAAUGUUCAUAGCUGAUGACAUGGUCACAAGGAGAUGUGCUCUACAGGACAAGGCGAAUGUGGUCAUUGUCCUACAAAAAAUGAGCACGGAAGAAGUAAAAAGUUAUCUAAUUACUUGUAUGUUCAUACAUUUCAUGUGCAUAAUUAAAAAUAAAUUAUAAAGUCUGCAAGAAACCUGA
This is a messenger RNA of Hirundo rustica (Barn swallow), 455 nucleotides long. RefSeq names its product NADH:ubiquinone oxidoreductase subunit C1 (gene NDUFC1). Lineage: Eukaryota; Metazoa; Chordata; Aves; Passeriformes; Hirundinidae. Gene Ontology annotation, cellular component: mitochondrion. The record is from RefSeq and is a predicted model, not a curated record. Bases 37 to 288 code for a protein of 83 amino acids. The transcript is spliced from 4 exons.